AUGAGGAUUCUGAUAACAUCUGACAAUCAUUUGGGAUACAAGGAAUCCGACCCUGUUCUGCUUGAUGAUAGUUAUGAAACCUUUGAAGAGAUUUUGAAGGUAGCCCAAAGGGAAAAAGUCGACUUAAUUCUACAGGGAGGAGAUUUAUUUCAUGAUAACAGGCCGUCAAGAAACUGUCUGAAUAGAGCCAUAGGACUUCUCAGAAGUUAUUGCGUUGGAAGUGAAAGAUCUCGUCUCAGAUCGAACCGGACUCUAAAUUCCCAUGACCAAAACAUCACCAUUUCUAUUCCUGUAGUGGCUAUCCAUGGAAACCAUGAUGAUCCAAGCGGGAUAAACAUGGUUUCUCCACUUGACAUUCUACAGAGCAGCGGACUUGUAAACUAUAUAGGUAAGUAUAGUCUUAUGGAGAGGAUAGAUGUCUUUCCUUUGUUGCUAGAAAAGGAAUAUAGAGUUGCAAUCUAUGGGCUGGGGCAUAUUAAGGAUAGAAGACUGUACAGAAUGUUUUGUGAAGGAAAAGUUGUAUUUCAUAAGCCAGAGGAUUAUGAUUCAUGGUACAAUAUCCUUGUACUACACCAAAAUCGAGUUCCUAGGGAGAAGGAGCAUCUUUCCUUGGAUUUUAUAGAUGAUUUCUUUGACCUUGUAAUAUAUGGUCAUGAGCAUGAAAGCAGAGUGACCAAGGAAGAGCGGCUGAUACUCCAGCCAGGCUCUACAGUUAGAACGUCUUUGUGUGAAGGCGAGAGGCAUGACAAAUAUGUAUAUAUUCUGAGGAUUGAGGAGAAAUGUAUUUUGGAACAUGUCAAGUUAAGGAGUGUAAGGCCGCUCGUGUUGGGUGUCUUGAGAAUUGAGGGAAAAUGUAAUGCUGAAGAAAUAGUUGCAGGCAAGAUCAAGGAGAUGAUAGAGGAAGGAAAAAAGAAAGAAACUCUUUUCUGUAAAGAAACCACAACUGUGAAUGUUGAUACAAAAAAAUUCAAAUGCGAAAGAGACACCUCCAACAAGACGUUGCCAAGCAGCUUCUAUAUGUGA
Messenger RNA from Encephalitozoon romaleae SJ-2008, 1023 nucleotides. Its product is annotated as DNA repair protein Mre11. Gene Ontology annotation, biological process: mitotic G2 DNA damage checkpoint signaling; telomere maintenance; double-strand break repair via homologous recombination. Bases 1 to 1023 code for a protein of 340 amino acids. Lineage: Eukaryota; Fungi; Microsporidia; Unikaryonidae. The transcript has a single exon. The record is from RefSeq and is a predicted model, not a curated record. Gene Ontology annotation, molecular function: hydrolase activity. Gene Ontology annotation, cellular component: Mre11 complex.